Molecule: messenger RNA, 1212 nt
Organism: Triticum dicoccoides
Lineage: Eukaryota; Viridiplantae; Streptophyta; Magnoliopsida; Poales; Poaceae
Product: putative anthocyanidin reductase
Exons: 5
Coding region: 396-782 (128 amino acids)
Molecular function (GO): oxidoreductase activity, acting on the CH-OH group of donors, NAD or NADP as acceptor
Source: RefSeq, a predicted model, not a curated record
CAAAUCCCCCUAGCCGCCGCCGCACCACUCCCCCACCGCGGCCGACCUCAACUCGCCCGUCGCCAUGGCUGCACCUCUGCCCGCUCACGAGCCUCCACUCCGCGCUCAGCUCUACGACACCCGCGACGCAGCGCGCGCCGCCCUCCGCUGCCAAAUCGGCGGCCACUGGGCCACGCUCUGCGCCGGCUACGCCGACCGCCGCGCGCCGCCGCCAUCCGGCGGUGGAGCCUCUCUCAUGGAGGAUUACACCGGCUGCCCCGCGCUAGCCGAGAUCAUCCGCAUCCUCUCCGUGAAGCGCCAUCGUCGCGGGAGGACUUCAUUGCCUGGCUCGCCGACAACUUCAUGACGAGGCCCGCGUCCGCGUCUUCCCGUGCGACCUCCUCGAUGGCGCCGCCAUGCUCGCCGCCGCGCGCGGCUGCUACGAUAUCUUCCACCUCGCCUUGCCCUGCACCGUCGACCGCGUCCUGGACCCCCAAAAGGAGCGGGUAGCGCCGGCCGUGGAAGGGACGCUCCACGUGCUGCGCGCCGCCAAGGAUGUCGGGGGCGUGGGCGGGGUGGUGGUGACCUCGGCCAUCUCCGCCGUCGUGCCUAGCCCGGGCCGGCCGGCCGGGGAGGUCCUCGAUGAGAGCUGCUGGACCAACAUCGACUACUACUGCGACAAGAACAGGAUGAUUCCGCCAAGGAUCAAUGCUAGCAUAGCCAUGUUUCUUCACUUGAAGGUUGCCCAGAGGAGUAUAAGGAUUUCCUCAUCGGGCCAGUCCACGUGGAACAGAACAAGAUGAGUAUAAGACAAACGCUGUUUGUUGAUGUCAUCAUGCCUGGCUGUUUCGACUGCUCCUCCGCCCACAAUUCGGCCAGGCUCACGUGGUGUCACGAGCGGGGAACAAAGGGACGUCUUCCGUUACAGAGAAUUUCUAGAGGACUCAGAUUUGAUACCACAACUUCAAUCUUCUGAAGUGGCCAAGGUUGGAACCAAGGAAUAAGGCACCAGGUUUUGCAGGUUGUGUUUCGCUGUUUGUUGCAGAGAGCAGCCAAUAUGAAUGAUCCACACCGGGCUUCAAAGAGAUAGUCCAGUUCAUCUACGAGUUCAUCCUACCAUGCUUUCCUACUUCCAACUUCCAAUGUAUUUUGUGACUGAGAUUGUGCACAUAAGCUAUUUGUGAGAAUGUCAGCAAACGAUGAUAUUAGAUUAUGCAAAGCUUUCCGGUGGUU